AUGAAUUUACCUCGAAAUUGUCACACUCCUAAUGGCGUGGAUGCCACGACGAACGGCGUGCACCAUACCGGCAACCCAACCACCCAGGACAAUGCUGCCGUCGACGAUUUUGCUGUUGAUCCAAACCCGGCUUGGACUCCCCGCAAGAAAUUAAGAGUCAUUACAAUCGGGGCAGGGUUCUCAGGCCUCACAUUCGCCUACAAGCUGCAACAUCAAAAUCCUGAGAUGCAAGACUUGGUCUCUCACACAAUAUUCGAGGCUAGAGAAGACAUUGGCGGAACGUGGCUAGCCAACGUUUACCCCGGUGUUCAGUGCGAUGUUCCUGCACAUAUCUAUGCAUUUCCUUUCGACCCAAACCCAGACUGGACACACUUCUUUGCCACCGGCAAAGAAAUUCAUGAGUAUAUGCAAAAGAUCACCAAGAAGUGGAACCUUGACCAGGACGUGAAGCUUAGCCACAGGGUGAUCGAGACCGUUUGGCAGGCCGAAUCGGGCCAGUGGAAAGUGACCGUCGAGAGCGAAGGGAGACAGUGGGAUGAGUAUGCAGAAGUUUUGGUUUCUGGGCAAGGAGUGUUGAACUCCUGGCAAUGGCCAGAAAUUGAAGGACUCCAUGAUUUCAAAGGACACAAGUCUCACUCGGCAAACUGGGACGCCAACUACGAUUACUCCCACAAACGUAUCGCAUUGAUCGGAAAUGGAUCCACCGGAGUCCAAGUGCUCCCACAGCUUGCUCGACUCCCCGAAACAGAGAUUCUGAGCUUUCAGCGAAGCCCGAACUGGGUUUACAAUCCAGUGACACCAGGAGCGCUAGUAGGUAAAGACGACCCGCGAGCAAAUCCAGAGUUCACGGAAGAAGAGAAGCUAUAUUUCCGUAAAAACCCGGAUGAGCACAGAGCUUAUCGUAAGUUAAUCAUUUCGAAAAUAAACAAAGGGUUUUAUUUGUAUGUCAAGGAUUCGCCCACGAACAUUCGAGCGACCAAAGAGGCGAUCGACCAGAUAUCCGAAAAGCUCAAAUACGACCCUAUGCUUUGCAAAGCCCUCAUUCCGGACUGGCCCUUGGGUUGUCGACGCAUUACACCCGCAAAUGGGUACUUGGAGUCAUUCUUGCAGCCAAACGUUCAACUUAUCACGAGCCCAAUCGUGCGCAUCACUGAACAUUCCAUUCUCACGGCUGAUGGCAGUGAUUAUCCGGUCGACGUUGUUGCUUGUACCACUGGUUAUGCCGUCUCGUGGUGCCCUCAGUGGCAGAUGAUCGGCCGCAAUAACGUCGACCUCAUCAAAGAAUGGACUGUUGAUCCCCAGUCGUACCUGUCCCUCGCGGCGCCAGACAUGCCUAACUAUUUUAUGUUCUUGGGCCCGAACGCCGUGGUCGCGCAUGGAUCCUUGGUCGAAGCUAUAAACUGGACCGGCGACUACGUCAUUCAAUGGCUUCGAAAAAUUGCAACAGAAGAUAUCAAGUCCAUCGUGCCCAAGACUCAAGUUGUCAAGGAUUUCAUCCGCUACGGCGUUGAACUCCACAAAAAGUUUGUCUGGACCGGUGGAUGCCGAAGUUGGUUCAAGAGGGACACUGUGGAUGGCAGGGUCAUUGCGGCGUUCCCAGGUAGUGCCCUUCUGUUCAAAAACCUUGCUAGCCAACUCAGGCCUGAGGACUUCGAGAUUGAAUAUCGCAGCAAGAACCGGUGGCACUUCCUUGGGAACGGGUUCACCAGCUACGAGUUGGAUCCCAACAACGAUCUGGCCUGGUAUGUAGAGAAGUAG
Molecule: messenger RNA, 1758 nt
Organism: Cladophialophora psammophila CBS 110553
Lineage: Eukaryota; Fungi; Ascomycota; Eurotiomycetes; Chaetothyriales; Herpotrichiellaceae
Exons: 5
Coding region: 1-1758 (585 amino acids)
Molecular function (GO): flavin adenine dinucleotide binding; N,N-dimethylaniline monooxygenase activity; NADP binding
Source: RefSeq, a predicted model, not a curated record